Messenger RNA from Triplophysa dalaica, 4824 nucleotides. Its product is annotated as protocadherin Fat 4-like. Lineage: Eukaryota; Metazoa; Chordata; Actinopteri; Cypriniformes; Nemacheilidae. The record is from RefSeq and is a predicted model, not a curated record. Gene Ontology annotation, cellular component: plasma membrane. The transcript has 3 exons. Gene Ontology annotation, biological process: homophilic cell-cell adhesion. Bases 1 to 4824 code for a protein of 1607 amino acids. Gene Ontology annotation, molecular function: calcium ion binding.
AUGGAGGCUGCUGGACAAAAGCACGGAUGGGAGUACUGCUGGAUUGCUCUGUGUUUCUCUUUGAUUCUGGGAUUUGCACAACAGACUUCAGCUCAGAUAAGAUAUUCUAUUCCUGAGGAAGUGAAAGAAGGAUUUGCUGUUGGAAAUAUUGCUAAGGAUUUGGGUCUUGAAAUAAGUGGGUUAGUUGACCGACAUUUUCGAAUCGUGUCUGGAUCUAAAGAGGAGCUCUUUCAGAUAAAUCAGGAAAAUGGCUUGUUAUACGUGCAUAAGAAAAUCGACAGAGAGUCUUUGUGUGUCAACAACGGUAUCUGCAUGGUCAAUUUAAAAACCGUCGUUGAAAAUCCUUUGGAGGUACAUUAUGUAGAGAUAGAAAUAUCAGAUAUAAACGAUAAUUCGCCUGUUUUUACUGAAAAAGAGCAACGCAUGAGCAUAUCUGAACACACGCAGCCUGGUGCUGAUUAUCAGUUACCGGCAGCCAGAGAUCCAGAUUCUGGAACGAAUUCGAUUCGUUUCUACAAAUUAACUCCUAAUGAUAAUUUUGAAAUUAAAGUAAGAGAGAGCGACGAGGAUAAACUGCCUUUUUUGGUGCUAAAGAAAGCCGUUGAUCGGGAGGUUACAACGACAUACAAUCUGCUUUUAACAGCAGUAGAUGGAGGGACACCCCCGAGAUCUGGGGUUCUUAACGUAACUGUUACCGUUUUGGAUAUAAAUGAUAAUCGCCCUGUUUUCAACCAAGAGACAUAUUCUGUGGAACUGCCUGAAAAUUCCGUCGCCGGCACUGUAAUAAUUCGAGUUAACGCAACUGAUAUUGAUGAGGGCCAAAACAGCGAAAUCGAAUACAGUUUUGCAACAUUGAAUAGCAAAGUACACGAAGUCUUUGAGCUGGAUCAUGUCAAGGGUGAGUUACGUGUUAAGGGGAAAGUGGAUUUUGAAGACGCUGAGGUUUAUAAGAUCGAUAUUCGAGCCUCAGAUAAAGGACAUCCACCAAUGUCUGCAAACUGCAGAGUUAUUAUUAAGAUAAUUGAUGUAAAUGAUAACAGACCAGAAAUUGAGAUUACAUCACUUUCCAAGAACAUUCCUGAAGAUUCAAAACCAGGUACUGUUAUUUCGCUCGUCAGUGUCACUGAUAAAGACGCUGGGAUUAACGGAAAAGUUAUUUGUCUGUUAAACAAAAAUGUUCCGUUUGAGUUGAAACCUUCAUUCAAAGACAACAUGUUCUCUUUGGUAACAAAAGAACGAUUAGAUAGAGAAACGAAUUCAGAGUAUGAAAUUAUAAUAACCGCCUCUGAUUUAGGACAGCCCUCUUUGACUGCAUCAACAAUGCUAAGUGUUCAAAUUUCUGAUGUAAAUGAUAAUGCCCCAGAGUUUUUUAUAAACCCGUUGGAGCUUUACUUAAUAGAAAACAAUGCUGCCGGUUCGUCCAUACUUUCUGUGAGCGCAUCUGAUAGAGACACGGCGGAAAAUGCCUUGAUAUCAUAUAACAUAGUCAGAGGAGCCGGAACCCAGAAUGAUAUAUCGUCUUUCUUAAAUAUAAACUCGGAAACUGGUGUUAUUUAUUCUCUGAAAAGUUUUGACUUUGAAACCUUAAAAACUUUCCAGUUCCCUGUGCUCGGUGUAGACUCUGGAUCUCCGUCUCGGAGCAGUAAUGUGACAGUAAAAGUGUUUAUUUUGGAUCAGAACGACAAUGUUCCAGUGAUCUUAUAUCCAGUCAGCGCUAACGGUUCUGCUGAGGGUGUGGAGGAGAUUCACCGGAAUGUGAACGCAGGUCAUUUGGUGACUAAAGUCAGAGCCUAUGACGCAGAUAUUGGAUACAACGGCUGGUUAUUAUUUUCACUGCAGGAAGUUUGUGAUCACAGUCUCUUUAGUUUGGAUCGCUAUACAGGACAGAUAAGAACCCUUCGCUCAUUCACAGAAACAGACGAGGCUCAGCAUAAACUGGUCAUACUGGUGAAGGACAAUGGGAACGUUUCUCUUUCAGCAACAGCGACUGUGAUUGUCAAAGUUGUGGAGCCCAAAGAGGCUUUUGCUGCUUCUGAUGUUAAACACACAGUGAAGGACGAGGAGGAAAACAAUGUGACAUUUUAUUUGAUCAUCACAUUGGGCUCUGUGUCAGUGCUUUUUAUCAUCAGUAUCAUCGUGUUGAUUGCAAUGCAGUGCUCUAAAUCUGCAAACUAUUCGUCAAAGUAUUUACAAGAUGCGAAUUACGACGGGACUCUGUGUCACAGCAUUCAGUACAGAUCUGGAGACAAACGGUACAUGCUAGUUGGACCCAGAAUGAGUAUCGGCUCUACUCUAGCAACUGGCAGUAAUAGAAAUACUCUAGUGAUACCAGAUCGCAGGCGGAGAGAUUCUGGAGAGGUAGGCGCAUUUAAAGAAAAUAUUUUAAAUAUUCGUAGGAUCACGAAACAGCUCAGCACUACUGCUCUGAAGAACUGGAGUGUUAAAUCGUAUACAAUGGGAUCCGAAGAACAAAGGCGCGGAUGGCAGUAUUGGUGGAUUUCUCUGUAUUUCUCUUUUAUGCUCUGCUUUGGACCGCAGGUUUCCGCUCAGAUAAGAUACACUAUUUCAGAGGAAGCAAAAGAGGGAUCUGUUGUGGGAAAUAUCGCUAAGGAUUUGGGUCUUGAUGUCAAUACGUUAGUGGCCAGACGUUUUCGUAUUGUUUCUGGAUCUGAGGAUACGCUUUUCCAGGUAAACACGAACAAUGGCGUUUUAUACGUCCAUAAACGAAUCGAUAGGGAGGAGCGUUGUGAUGGAAAUACGGCCUGCAUUGUUAACAUUAAAACAGUAAUCGAAGAUCCUUUGGAGGUCCAUUAUGUGGCUGUUGAUGUUACUGAUGUGAACGAUCAUGCGCCUAGAUUUCCAGAGAAAAAUCAAAAAGUGGAAAUUGCAGAGAGCACACAGCCCGGGGCGCGCUUCCAACUACAAGCUGCGCGUGAUCCUGACAUUGGUGUAAAUUCUGUGCGGUCUUAUAAAUUGAGCCAAAACGAACAUUUUGAUUUGGAAAUAAGGGACAGGGGGGACGAGAAAAAUCCAUUUCUGCUUUUAAAAAGGCCACUGGAUAGAGAAAAUCAAGCUGAACAUAAAUUAAUAUUAACAGCCAUUGACGGUGGAAGUCCACAUAGGUCAGGAAUAUUAAAUAUAACGGUCACGGUUCUGGAUAUUAAUGACAAUCGGCCUGCAUUCAGUCAAGAAGUUUACACCGUUAAUUUACAAGAAAAUGUGCCAGUUGAUACUAUUGUGUUAAAAGUUAAUGCUACUGACAUUGAUGAGGGCUUGAACGGUGAAGUGCGAUAUACGAUCGAUGGAAAUCUAAACAGUAAAGUUAAUGACAUUUUUGUGUUGGACAGCGUCUCUGGGGAAAUUCGAGUUAAGGAUAAAAUUGACUUUGAGGACGUCGAAGUUUACAGACUAGAUAUAUUCGCGUCUGAUAAAGGGACCCCCCCAAUGACAGUUGACUGCAGAGUUAUAGUCAAAAUAUUAGACGUGAACGAUAACGCCCCUGAAAUCGAGAUUACAUCCCUGUCCAACAUUAUUCCUGAAGAUUCAAAACCAGGAACCGUCAUUUCAUUAAUUAGUGUGACAGAUAAAGAUUCUGCUUCCAACGGCAAAGUUGUAUGCACUUUAUCUGCUAAUGUGCCAUUUGAACUGAAACAAUCUGUUCAAGACAAUAUGUAUUCCUUAGUGUCUAAAACGCUCUUGGACAGAGAAGCGACGUCUCAGUAUGAAAUCACAAUAAUCGCGACAGACCUAGGUCAACCCCCUUUAACCUCGUUUAAGACGCUUACUGUACAAGUUUCGGAUGUUAAUGACAACAUUCCGGAUUUUAUUACCAAUCCCCUUGACAUUUAUUUACUGGAAAGCAAUGUCCCUGGUGCCUCUAUCCUCUCCGUAACCGCAUUUGACAAAGACAUAAAUGAUAAUGCUUUAAUUUCUUAUCAAAUAAUUAGAAAGGACGGUACACCGAAUGAUAUGGCUUCAUUCUUGAACAUAAAUUCUGAAACAGGCGUAAUAAGUGCGCUUAAAAGUUUUGAUUUUGAAACUUUAAAAACCUUCCAGUUCCACGUACUCGCUAUGGACUCUGGAUAUCCGUCUCUGAGCAGUAACGUUACAGUGAACAUGUUUAUUUUGGAUCAGAAUGACAAUGUUCCAGUGAUCUUAUAUCCAGUCAGUGCUAACGGUUCUGCUGAGGGUGUGGAGGAGAUUCCGCGCAAUGUGAACGCAGGUCAUUUGGUGACUAAAGUCAGAGCCUAUGACGCAGAUAUUGGAUACAACGGCUGGUUAUUAUUUUCACUGCUGGAAGUUAAUGAUCACAGUCUCUUUAGUUUGGAUCGAUAUACAGGACAGAUAAGAACCCUUCGCUCAUUCACUGAAACAGACGAGGCCCAGCAUAAACUGGUCAUACUGGUGAAAGACAAUGGGAACGUUUCUCUGUCAGCAACAGCGACUGUGAUUGUCAAAGUUGUGGAGCCCAAAGAGGCUUUUGCUGCAUCUGAUGUUGAAAACUCAGUUAAAGACGAGGAGGAAGACAACGUGACAUUUUAUUUGAUCAUCACAUUGGGAUCUGUGUCGGCGCUUUUUAUCGUCAGUAUCAUCGUGUUGAUUGUAAUGCAGUGCUCUAAAUCUACAGACUAUUCGUCCAAGUAUUUACAAGAUAUGAAUUAUGACGGGACUCUGUGUCACAGCAUUCAGUACAGAUCUGGAGACAAACGGUACAUGCUAGUUGGACCCAGAAUGAGUAUUGGCUCUACUCUUGCGCCUGGCAGUAAUAGGAAUACUCUUGUGAUACCAGAUCGUGUGAGGAGAGAUUCUGGGGAGGUAAGAUGA